UUAAGCGAUUUGAAAUCGAGCCCCAGCUAAUGUUGUUUCGCUAGGGUUUUCUCGGGCGUGCUUCGAUCGAGGGAGAGGGUUUUGGUGGGAGGGUUACUUUGCGGGGAUGACGCAGGGCGGUGGUGGAGGAGGAUCGGAGUUUCACCUGCCUGACGAGAUCCUGGCGGUGAUGCCGACCGACCCAUACGAGCAGCUGGACCUGGCGAGAAAGAUCACUUCGUUGGCGAUCGCGUCCCGCGUCUCGAAGCUGGAACUCGAGGCCGGGCGGCUGAGGCAGAGCGUCGCGGAGAAGGACCGGACCAUCGCCGACCUGCAGGAGAAGCUCGCCCAGUUCGAUCGCGUGUCCCAGCAGACCGAUUCCCGCCUCAGGGUCGCCCUCGAAGAGAAUGUUAAGCUAGCAAAGGAACGUGAUUCAUUGGCGCAGACUUCAAAGAAAUUAACUCGAGAUUUAACAAAGUUGGAGGCAUUCAAGAAACAUCUGUUGCAGUCACUUAAUGAGGAUAACACACCUAAGCAACAAGAUCCUGUGGACAUAAGGGCCUGUGAUUCGUCCACUGCCCAAGCAUCUUCUUGGAAAGAUGAAGUUUCUAUCAGCCGCUCUGCAUCAUCUGAUUCAUAUCCUACCAGUACAUCUACAGACAUGGGAAACAUGACACUAGAUGUGACUAGACCAUAUGGACAGAAAAUCUCAAAGACUCCUCCUCUUCCUCCUCGGCUCACCCCAACAGCUACACCAAAAGUAACAUCUACUGCUGGUUCUCCUAAAAGGUCUUCUGUUGCAUUGUUGCCAAAAUAUGCAUCUGGCGCCAGUUCUCCAACAAAAAAUCACUUUGAAGGUCUGACUCUAUCACCAUGGUACCCAUCAAGUAAGCAAUCAUCAGCUGCUAACUCUCCUCCUCGUGGGCGCUCUAUACCAGGACGUAUGCCUCGUGUAGAUGGAAAAGAAUUCUUCCGCCAGGCUAGGAGCCGACUCUCAUAUGAACAGUUUGGUGCCUUUUUAGCUAACAUUAAGGAGCUUAAUGCUCACAGACAAUCACGUGAGGAAACCCUCAGAAAGGCAGAUGAGAUAUUUGGAACUGAAAACAAGGAUCUUUACUUGUCUUUUCAAGGUUUACUUAACAGAAACCAACAGCCCUAGAUAUUAUAGUGGAACAAGGUGUGUGGGCUUCUUACAGCGUAUCGAACAGUACAGUCCGCUGUAUGUGAAAAUUGUGCAUUAAUUUUGGCUGAGGAGAAGAGUACUGGGUACGCAUGCUGUGCAAAUUUGGAUCGUAAUUUUUAAUUAUCAUAUUUCCAGUAAACAAUUGGCUGAUCUUCUGCAGUUAAUUAAAUGUCCGGAAUUGGCCUUUUAGUGGACUUCUAUUAGGAAUUGCUUGAUAAAUUUUUAUCAUCAAUUAUCUUGAUGAAGUGACUAAGUUUAAGACCAGCUGUAUGAUGUUGUGAAUGAUGGUUUACGAACCAAUUAGGCUAUGUAAUGUUUCUGUAACGAACAUUCUCGUUUGCUAGUGUUGAAAUAUUGUUUCGUGUUUGCAAUGA
Messenger RNA from Musa acuminata AAA Group (dessert banana), 1536 nucleotides. RefSeq lists its product as uncharacterized. NCBI's taxonomy places the organism in Eukaryota, Viridiplantae, Streptophyta, Magnoliopsida, Zingiberales, Musaceae. The record is from RefSeq and is a predicted model, not a curated record. The transcript has 10 exons. The coding region runs from base 107 to 1138 and encodes 343 amino acids.